CGGCGUGUGGGGCUGGCACGCGCGCUGUUGUUAUUGGUGCCGCCGGCCACGGCGGAGGAAGGAGGAGGGGGGGAGCGGGCGGGCGCCUCAGUCAGUGAGUUUUUUAAAGAUGGCCGGAGCGGUGGCAGCCGCCGCGACCCCCGUGUACUGUGUGUGCCGGGAGCCCUACGACGUGAGCCGCUUCAUGAUCGAGUGCGACAUCUGCAAGGACUGGUUCCACGGCAGCUGUGUUGGCGUAGAGGAACAUCAUGCUGUUGACAUUGAUCUAUAUCAUUGUCCCAACUGUGCAAUUCUCCAUGGACCUUCUCUGAUGAAGAAGAGGAGGAACUGGCAUAGACAUGACUACACAGAGUUGGAUGAUGGUUCUAAACCAGUGCAGGCUGGAACACGGACCUUUGUCAAGCAGCUGCGAGCUCGCUCUUUCCCAAGUGCUGAUGAAGUAAUUUUGAAAAUGCAUGGAAGCCAGCUGACACAAAGAUACUUGGAGAAACAUGGGUUUGACGUCCCCAUUAUGGUUCCUAAAUUAGAUGGUCUGGGGCUCAGACUUCCUCCACCAACUUUCUCUGUUUUAGAUGUGGAACGCUAUGUAGGUGGUGACAAAGUGAUAGAUGUAAUAGAUGUAGCAAGACAAGCAGACAGUAAAAUGAAGCUACAUAAUUAUAUUAAAUAUUUCACAAAUCCUGUUCGACCAAAAGUAUUGAAUGUGAUCAGCCUGGAAUUCUCAGACACAAAGAUGUCUGAAUUAGUGGAAGUGCCAGAUAUUGCCAGGAAGCUUUCAUGGGUGGAGAAUUACUGGCCAGAUGAUUCUGUCUUCCCUAAGCCUUUUGUUCAGAAGUAUUGCUUGAUGGGUGUCCAGGACAGCUAUACUGAUUUUCACAUCGAUUUUGGAGGAACAUCAGUUUGGUACCAUGUUCUUUGGGGUGAGAAGAUAUUCUAUUUGAUCAAGCCCACUGAUGAAAAUUUGGCACUGUAUGAGUCUUGGAGUUCAUCUGUCACCCAGAGUGAAGUGUACUUUGGGGACAAGGUUGACAAAUGUUACAAAUGUGUUGUGAAGCAAGGACACACUUUGUUUGUACCAACAGGCUGGAUUCAUGCUGUGCUCACGUCUCAGGAUUGUAUGGCUUUUGGAGGAAACUUUUUGCACAACCUCAAUAUUGGCAUGCAGCUCAGGUGUUAUGAAAUGGAGAAGAGGCUGAAAACCCCAGAUCUUUUCAAAUUUCCUUUCUUUGAAGCCAUUUGUUGGUUUGUGGCCAAAAACUUACUGGAAACAUUGAAAGAACUGAGGGAAGAUGGUUUCCAGCCUCCAAGCUAUUUAGUGCAAGGAGUGAAGGCUUUACUUGCUGCUUUAAAAUUAUGGAUGAAAAAAGAACUUGUAACAGAACAUGCCUUUGAAAUUCCAGACAACAUUAGGCCUGGGCAUCUCAUAAAAGAGCUCUCAAAAGUGAUUCGUUCUGUAGAGGAGGAAAACAGCAAACUAGUUAAAACUCAGGGAAUUCUUGGCGUGUGUCCAACUUCACGAUCUUCACACGAAACAACUUCCCCUCACCACUCCAGAAGAAGGGUGAGGAAACUGCGAGACCAUGCUACCAAAACUCCUUCUAAUCUGGACAUCCUGGAACUCCACACUAGGGAGGUACUGAAAAGACUGGAGAUGUCCCCAUGGGAGGAGGAUACUACAAGCUCAAAACUGAACGGGAGAUUUAACAAGCCCUUUCAGCCAUCUUCUACAGUACCUGAAUGGCGAACAAAAGACAAUGAUCUUCGUCUUCUGCUGUCAAAUGGAAGAAUCAUUAGAGAUGAUAGACGCCCAUUUACAGAUCGAAGUCUUUACACAGCAGAUAGUGAAGAUGAGGAUGACAGGACAAGAUCGAAAAAGACGACUGUUAAGGUUGAAGACCAGCCCUCAGGAUUUGAAGGAGAAGGGAAUGCAGAUGCCCCAAAACCACUGAAUAUGUUCUUUGAAAGUGUGAAAUCAGAACUCAGGAAUGGAUCCUCAGAGUACUCUGAUAUUUCUGAUUCAGAAGAAUCUGGGCCUGAUUGCACUACACAGCAGAAGGAUUCCUCCACAGGGGAGUCAGAAAGCUCAGGUGAUGAAGACAAGCAGGAAGUAACAUCAAAUUUCAAAGAGGAAUCUAAGGUUAGGAGAGACCUUUAUCAAAAUACCCAGAAGCCAUCCAGAAAUGAAACUCCCACUAAAAAGGAAUGUCCUACCUCGACAAGUACAGAAGAAGAAGCUAUUCAGGGCAUGCUUUCUAUGGCAGGAUUGCACUAUACUACAUGUUUACCAGGUCAUACUCAAAGCACAGACUGCACAGACAAAAGAACCUCUCUUCAGGAACACAGAAGUUACCCUAGAAGCCGCCAUAAAGACAAACAGCCAUCUCAGAACCACAAAACAAUACGAUGUGGUAGGUCUGUGAAGGAAGAGGAGGGAGACUUGGCAACUUCAGCUUGGGCUCGACACCUGAAUGAAGCUUCAAGUCUGGAUACAAGUAAAACUCAAAAAUAUAUCAAGAAAGAGAGUGUAUCAGAAGCCAGUCAGAAGGUUCAGGAAAACAGAAGUACAGUCCACAACAACAGCUUGAGUUUUCAGCAUGGCAAGUGUACCCGAGACUCCAACCUAAGUCAAGGAGAAUGUCGGCUGAGUGAUGGCAGCCUUAGCCCCGACAGACCCUACGGUGAAACAUCCUUGUCUGUACCGCUUCAUCCAACGAAGAGGCCAGCAUCAAAUCCACCCCCGAUCAGCAACCAGGCGACUAAAGGCAAACGUCCAAAGAAAGGAAUGGCAACUGCUAAACAACGCCUUGGGAAGAUCUUGAAGCUGAACCGAAAUGGCCAUGCGCGCUUCUUUGUUUAAUGUAGCUGCUACUUCUACUACUGCUGUCUUUCCUACACAGACCAGUAUUGAGGUCAACAGAGCCUGGAGCUGCUGUUAUUCCUCUGCUUGAAGCAGACUUGCAUGUACCAUAUAAAACACUGCCUGAUGAACAAAAACAAGAAAGAAAAAAAAAGGACAAAAAAAAAAAAAACAACCCAAUGCUGCAUUUUCACUGUGCCACACCUGCUCAGCAAUAACCAUAUGGGAACGGGGAAAUCUUCAGAGAGACAUGGACUGUGAGAUAGUCUCUCAUCAGGGCUUGAAUAUCAUUUGUUGCUGGUAGUUUCUGACCUAAUUAAUGAGGGGAAGAUGAUGAAGGUGGUUUAUCAAUAAUUUAUUUCUGAUAGAUUUUGACAACUUUUAAAUUUCUUUUUAAAACCUAUUUAUUUGGAAGGCUUUUUUGUGGGGGUUAUUAAUUUAGAUUUAAGAAUGUGAAAGUUUUUAAUAAUGUUUUGAUAAUGUAUGUUUGGUGCAGUGGAGAGCCACAUUAAUUGUGAUUAGUCUGGACUCCUAAAUUUGAUAUUCAGGUUAUAGUCUUAAAUAGGGGUGAGAUGCAUUAUUAAUUAUUUUUUAAAUUAAGGUAUAUGGACUCUUAUUAUUUUCCUGCUUUUUGUAAGCUCUUGGCUGGGCUUCUGUUGACUUGCAAGUUGUGUACUCUCUGCCAGCUUGAUUAUUUUUUGACCUGUCCUCUUUUAAUACAGAUUUAUUUAUUUGAUGAACUAGAAGAGACUCCUAAAGUCAGAAGAGUCUUAUGUCAGUCCAGUAGCUAGCUUGUUUUAAAUGGCACCCCUUUCCUCCAAAUUGGAGUGCAUACUUUUCCUCCUGAUGAUCUGUCUGUGAUGACUUUGUUCUGUAAAACAAACUCCCUGAAAUUGUGUUUGUACAGGUUAUUUGAGAGUUGGUACAAAGGAGGGAAACCUAAUACAUCUUUUUGGACGAAUGGGGACAUCAGUUAAGAUAAAUGUUUCUUCAGAACAAUUACUCUGACAUAACUGGUAAGAUUUACAUUGCAGUCUAAAGAUUUGGCAUAUUACUUAAUGUAGCAUAGAAGAUGCAUUACAACACAUUUUACUGGAGUCAGGAAGGCAGGAGAAUACGUGCUGCUUUCAAAGAUGGGCAAGGCAGACAAUUAAAAAUCUUAACUGGUGCAUAUAUAAGCAUUAAAUAGCUUACUGGUAUCAGAAUGAUCAUUUGUGUCAGGCUUCAUACAGAGCUGAUGGCAAAUGCCAAUUCUGAAUUACUGUAAAUAAUUUUGAUUUAAAAGUUGUAUUUUUCUGUAAUAUAAAAUUAAAUAUUUAACUUCUGGGGGAUGGGAAUGAAGGCAGAAAGGGGGAAUACUUUUACUUGAUUCUGGAAAAAGGGCAUUUUGCAGGGUCCAGCCAAAAUGUAAACGUUAAUAUGCUAGUGACAACAACAUUGUUGGUUGUUUGGGUUUGUUUUUGGUUGUGAUGAGGAAAAAUACUCAGGCAUAGCUGUCUAAGUCAUUGAGUUCAUUUAACUUCCCAUACCAGUUUUUCCUUCCUCCAUAUUCUAUACUGGAAUAAUUUUCUCUUGUUGUCAUUUUUAAGAAAUGAUGCAGCUGGACUUUCCAUAAUAUUUGUGCAGAGUUAUUUUUACGUAAGCUAGAUAAUGAGUACCCUACCCAUCUGUGAAAAGAGUUCUGACACCGAGUGGUUUUGGUUGCUGCAGGGGCAAAACUAAACAACACUACGUUACCCUGUUUCCAGGUUGAGAAACGUCAAAACGUAAUGCAACUGCAAAUCAGUCAGGUAGCUCUCAUGGAUUUACUUCCUCUGGAGAUUGAAAAUUAUAACUUAAAAGUGUUUUUUUGCAGCCCCUCUUUACAUUGUAUUGACUUGACUUCAUAGUUUUGUGUGUGUGCUUAUGGGUGAAAUUUUUUAAGCUUUUUUGUUUGUAUAAUAUGAUUACACAAAAGCAUGUUUUCAGUCCUUUUUUCUUUUGUUAAGACCUUUGGGAAUGGAGUUAGCAAAGGAGUUCUAAAAAACAUAAGAUAAGCUACGAGGUACUCUACAGGUGCUGAUAGUGACUCUUAAGUAUUUAAUGUUCUCAGGUGCUCUGUUUUCUAGAUGGAAAUAGUUAAAAGAGGAUAUUUUAACUGUCUUCUAAUAUUUUCUCACCAAAGUAAGUCAAAGGAAUAAAUUGUGUUGUCAAUAUUAGUUAAAAUUAUAUACAUACUUAAAUACUCUCUGUGCUUAAGCUUGAGCAAAUGGAUUAAUGCCUACCACGCCUUGGAAACUGUUCUAGCUUUAGCAUAUUGAACCAAACUCUUUCCUUCUUGCUGGGUGUGUACUCUGAAGAAUAGAAAAUUCCAGUUUAGAGCAGCAAUCAAAUUCAGAGCAGAACAAAGAAUGAGCUCUUUUUUCCUUAAAGGCAUAUAUUUAAGAACACUUAUCUGAAGUGGAAGUAUGCCAAAAUAGAAUCUGGAGUAAGGAAUUUAAUAAUGUGGAGUACAUUUCCUUGUACGUGUGACUGGUUUAUACAUAGUCUCUUUCCUGACCAUCUGCAUUAUUUAUCUGUAUCUUACUGUUGGAACACAGAUGUGGCUGGACCCAUAUAUAUUAUUUUAUCUUGGGUUUAUUCUUUCUUUACUUUCUGCUUUUUUUUUUUUCUCCCAAGGGCUCUCCACUGUCAUGAAAUUAUAUAGUAAGUCUCUUCACAGGCUGUCAACAGGCAUAGGUUCAUUCCCAUUUUAUUUGGAUAUGUAUGCUUCCAAGAGAAGUUAAUUCUAAUGCUCCACCACAGAAAAAAGUUCUUUGGAAGAAAUUGCCAUGAUGACCAAUAUUAAAAAAAAUAAGAGUAGUAAAAACUGACCAACCACCAUAAAAGAAAAACAGGGGGAAGGGAGGAAGAAGAGGUGGGACACAAAACCUAACCAGUAACCAAAAAGAAAAACAAAAAAAAAGAGAAAAAACCCCUCUCCUGGUAGCUUAUGAAGAGGAUGUGGUGAGCUCACUUCUUUUGUGUAGUUGUACGUAGGGGUAUCUUUUUAGUAUUCUCAAUGACAGCACCACUGCGCCAAUCUUUCUGUAGAUGGUCUGAACCUUAUGUUGUAGUGAAAAGCAAAAGCCCUAUUUUUUAUUCCCUUGCUGUUUCACUUGGGCUGUAAGAGGAAUGGAGUAGGGAACACUGACUUGACAACAAAGAGGAGUAAGCCUGUUAUGGUAACUGAUUCUCAAGGAUAAUCUCUUUUCAAAAGUCAGAGAACUUGGAUUUGACAUAAAGCUUACCACUUUUCUCAUAAACAGAACAGUAGGGGUUUUCCCUUUCUCUAAGUUCUGCCAUUUCUGCAAUUGGAAAAAAACCAAACAAAACCAAAAAAUCAAAACCGUGGGAAUGGAAAGACCACCUAGAAACUAUAUCAAAGACUCUUCCAGCAACUUUCCCUUUUCUUCUCCUACUAUACUUGCUAAUAAACCUUGGCUACAAGGUAGCCUUUGUUGACCUCUGAGGUAGAUUACCUAUGCAACCUAUAAUACUCUACAUGAAUCCAUUCUUAAAAAUAAUUUUGAAAGGGUUAGAUGUUGAGAGUUAAAAUUGUUGCUUUCUAGUCAUGUGGGCGACUUGGGGCUUUUGUUCUUGUGGUGAUUGAAGUGCUUGUGUUACUUUUUAGUAGAGAUACAAUAGAGCACAGUGUCACGAUCACAUUUUAGAUGCUUCAGCUUUCCCUUGGGUUUGCUGUAUGGCAUAAGCUGCCUUCAUUCACAAUGCCAUGAAGCUGUAAAUUGCAGGAUGUUGGAGAUAGAGCUGAUGUGAAUCUUGCUACCCCCUUUUCAGUAAUUGUGGAGAAUAAGUAGAGCUGAAGCUAGAAUGACCUGAAACUAGCACCCUAUUUAGGCUCCAUAUGCCCACCAAACCCUUCGCACUCCCACCAUGACCCCUAAACCUAGCGUCUUUGCAGUCUUUCAUUCAUUAAAUACUUCCAGACCAUGAAAAUCUGUUAGUAGCUCUGAGGUUGAGGAAACCCACAGCUACUCUUUCACAGGAGAAAUACAAAUGGAACCAAGGGCCUUACUGUUUGUGGUUAAAGAAGAUUAAAAGCUGCAAUGUCCGUUUUCAAAUGAAAACAAAAACAAAACCCACCCCACCCCAACAAAAAAAAGCCACCCUGGUAACCCACUCUGUGGGAAUGUAUGAGUGCUAAGUCACGCAGUGGAUGGGAAAUGUAAGUAGCACUGAUAAGGAAAUGCACGACCUUCAUAGGCUGCAUUUUGGGAGAAAAAACAGAAAAACAAACAAAAAAAUGUUCUACUUUUAAUAUAAAUUAAGCCAUAAGAGUUUCAUGCUGUGGGAAGGGAACAAAAGGGAUCACUUUAAGAGAUUAUAUUGAUACAUAUUGUCACUUCUGCUGGGAAAUGUCUAUUGCUGCCAAUGCUUUGGUGAUUUUUUUUUUAACAAAACAACAAAACAUUGAAGUAAAAAAAAUUAAAAAAGAAAAAAAAGAGAGAAAAAAGGGGCUAGUUCUUGGCUAUAUUUACUAGUUUUGUAGUAAGAUUUUGCUGGCCCGUUUGUCUCUUCUUCUCCUUUUUCUACUCUCAUAGUCUAAUUUCUAUCUUUCCUUCUUAUGUCUCUGAAAAUAUUAGCUUGUCUGCUCAGUAGGGGUUGGUGUAUGUGUGUCUUCCUUUUUACAGAAACGCACUACUGUGUUAAGUAUUUGGCUGGGAAAUGGGAUGCUGCAGCUUUAAGAGCAUUUUUUUCAAUUCAUAACAGUAUUUCCCACCCUCUUUUGCCUGCAGGCAGGGAAAGUGUAUGUACAGUAUUUAUUUUGUGUUGAUUUUACUUUAAAUUUGUAAGUUUCUAUAAGUAGUUCACAUUGAUUAUUCUAGGGGAGGACAAGUCGCUUUGUUUAAAUCUGUAUUUGAUAUUCAUAGUUUCCACUUUCUGUACUUUAAAAUACUGAAAUUAAAAACCUGUAUUGCUUAUGUUUUGAUUUUUAGCACUCUAAAGUGUUUAAUUUCUUCAUGCUCCUGCUCAUCUGCUUCAGUGUAAAUACAGAAAAUUGUACAGAAUGUUGUGAGAGGAAAAAUGCUUUCCUAGGUCCAAUCUCUGUGUGCCCUUUACUUGUCACAUUUGAAAGGAGAAAUCUUACGGAGUUAUGCAAGAUGGAUUAUUCCCAUUACUUUAUUUUUUAAUUUUCCAAAGUGCAAAUCUCAUUUCAAUCCAAGUAUAUUACAUGGCAACUAAAUGUGGUUUGUGAAGAUGUGUAUAUUCUUUCUGAAUUCCGAUAUAAAAGGGAAGUGGCAGUGUUCCUGACCUGUCACAUGAGCAGAUCUGUAAGAAGGGUGUGAAAUGGUAUUUUCAGUUCUUGCUACUAAGUGCAUGCUUUUUGUGGAAGGAGAGAGUUCUCUUUCACACCCCCAUGUACUUCGUCAUACUUGCUCUUGUCAUGGAUAACUUCUGUAUGGGUUUCUCCCACCAUGUCUCCUGGUCUACAGUUGUCAGUCCUCCCUGGUUUGAUUCUCUGGCAGUACAUUGUUUUCACGUGGAUACUCUACUCUGGGGUAAUAGAACUAAUUACUGUGUUGCACUUCAUGUAAUAUAUUUUCUUCUGCAAAUAGUGUUCUAUGCUACUGACCUGCUUUGGUGCUGCAAUGAGCAGGUUUGGAUUCUAGUGGUCAUUUUGAGCGCCUUAGACAAAUGUUGUAGCAGUGGCAUUGGAAGAACCAGGUGGCAGAAAUGUUUGCUUUGAGCACCUUUGCAGGUGCUCAAGUUUACAUCUUGGCAUGGCUUCUAGUUUAUAGAGGGUUUAUGGUUGACUGUAAUGACUAGGAGGUCUGCUCAUGGACUGGGACUUCGUUCUGUCAGCUGCUUUACAAAGAACAAGAGUGCUGGCCUCAUCAAACCAUGUACUGCUGAAGUAUAGGACUGAAAGAGUUUUAAAAACCCAAACAAACUACUAAGUUCUGUUGUCAAAUGUUUAAAACAUGAUACUGUAGAUUUUGGAGGAAGAAACCUCUGUUCCAAAACCAAAUUUCAUUCAAGUGAGUAAGAAAUUACAAGGAAAAUUAAUGAUUUAAGUGUAGAGGGUGAAGUUUAAAUAUUUCUACAUUCAGAAAUCAGUUUCUGGUGUAUUUUGACAUGCCUUUACAUCUUUUCAAUUAAUGUGUUAAAGCUGAUGAUAAAUUUGAUUAGCCAAAGAUAUGCCAAAGCUCUCUGUUGGAGCAACCACGUAUUUUUAAAGUCUUGAUCACUGUGAUUGAAGAAGAAUGCUACAGCAUACACUUCUGCCAGACACACACCUAGAUUUGUCAAUGCUUAUAUGAAUGGUUUGGUCUUAAAAUAAAGCUGUAGACUUAAGAGAGCACCUCAGUGGGCCACAAAGACAAAUUUCAUACCCAUAUAAAAGCCUGUAUAAGCACCUUUACUCUUUGUCCUUUUGUUCUUGCCAUAGCUUUUCUCUGUGACUGCUGUUUGGUGGAUAAUAGGUAGGAUGGUGUACUGUAAAACAUGAAAUAUUGUCAAGUUCAGCUUUAAAUGUGGAUGGAUAGCCUUCAGCACCUGGAACUAUAUUUCCUUUACAAGUCACAGUUUUUGGUUUUCUGCUCUUCCAUUUGAGGAAGAUGCCUGGAUCCUAAUGGACAGUGGAUUUUAAGGAUUUCAAGGCUACAAAGUGCAGCAAAGAAAUAUCUGAGGUCAGGGAAUGGGCAAUAUGCUCUCCUUGCUGUCUGAAGACUAAAGUUGUUUGUUUUGUUUUGUGUGUGAUUUUAUUUUAUUUUAAUCAGCAGUAUUCUACUGUGUCUGAGGUAGAGUACACCCUGUGAAGUGCCUACAAACUUGGUUUUAUGUACAUUUGGUGAAGUUCAGCAUCAACUCGAGUGGGUUUUUUGUGACCUGCUGAAGUUGUGAAGCUGUUGUGGUGGUGGCUUAUUAGUGAACACAUUCAACCAAUCCUUUUCUUGUUUGUUUUGUUUAGGUGAAACUUUGGACUGAUGAUGGAAACCUGUGUAGUAGAAUGAGUAUGAGGAAGUCAAUCAUGCUGAGGGUUGACUUAGUCAAAAACAUUGUUUUUCUUUAUAUAGAGAAGUAUUUCUUCUGGAAGCCCCUGAAAUUACACUUUUACUGCUGGUAAGUCUCAAGUCAAAAGUUAAUGAGGACCGAAACUGUAAAACCAGAAUGUUGUUGUUACUCAUUUUCCUCUAACUAGGAAUUAUAAAUGCCUUUGUUUAUAUGGCAUUCAGGGACUGAGGUCUUUACCUGCAGAAAAAAAUAACUGAUGAUCAAGACAGCGCAUAAAGUUUGUCAUUACCAGAGCUCAUAAUGUUCCACCUAACAGCUGACUAAUAGGACAGUUUGCUAUGUUUAGACUAAGAUCUGAUUUCUCUGAAGCCAAGAAUAUUCAGUCUUUAGAAUAAGUACUGCAAGUUUCUGAAGAAUUGUGUUUGGCUUAAUAGAUCUAUUUCUCUGUACUGCUUCUGCUGUAUUUGCUUUGGUCUCUACUUUGAAACAUAUAAGUCAACUAAAAGAACAGUAUACAAAGA
Messenger RNA from Pogoniulus pusillus (Red-fronted tinkerbird), 10374 nucleotides. It is a transcript of the gene KDM7A, whose product is annotated as lysine demethylase 7A. The transcript is spliced from 20 exons. Gene Ontology annotation, molecular function: histone demethylase activity; transcription coregulator activity. Bases 110 to 2857 code for a protein of 915 amino acids. The record is from RefSeq and is a predicted model, not a curated record. Gene Ontology annotation, biological process: protein demethylation; regulation of transcription by RNA polymerase II. Lineage: Eukaryota; Metazoa; Chordata; Aves; Piciformes; Lybiidae.